AUCCCUAUGCCAUAGUUUCGUUCCUCCACCAGAGCCAGAAGACGGUGACGGUGCGUAACACGUUGAACCCCACCUGGGACCAGACACUCAUCUUCUACGAGGUGGAGGUGUUUGGAGACGCUGAUGUGACAGAGAGAAACCCUCCUAACAUAGUGGUGGAGCUGUACGAUCAGGAUACAUAUGGGGCAGAUGAGUUCAUGGGUCGCUGUGUGUGUCAGCCCUCCACGACCCCCUCCCCUCGUCUGGCCUGGUAUCCAAUCAGGAGGGGAGACAGGAGCGCAGGAGAACUACUGGCUGCCUUUGAACUCAUACGGCGAGAGAAGCCCGCUGUUCAUCACAUCCCUGGACAGGAGGGAGACAUCCCCCCUCACAUUAUGGAUGAGGUCUUUCUCACUGGAUUCCUCUCAGAAAACCAGCAAUGGCCCAAGGAUUCCGACCUGCCGUGCCCGCCCCCCCAGAGAGAACCCAACGUCUACAUGGUUCCUCAGGGGAUCAAACCGGUUCUACAACGUACUGCUAUAGAGAUCUUGGCAUGGGGAGUGCGUAACCUGAAGAGCUUCCAGCUAGCUAGCGUUACCUCUCCCAGCCUGCAGGUGGAGUGUGGAGGCAACAUGGUUCAGUCCUGCGUCAUACGAUCUACAAAGAAGAAACCCAACUUCGACAUCAACACACUCCUCAUAGACGUGAGACUGCCCUGUGAGGAGCUGUAUAUGCCACCUAUCAUUCUGAAGAUCAUAGACAACAGACAGUUUGGGAGGAAACCGGUGGUGGGACAGUGUACCAUCAGGAACCUGGAGGACUAUCGCUGUACCCCUGAGGAAGAUGGGGAGGAGGAAGAGGACGAGCUUGAGGAGAAUGUCCAGACGCCUCGUGACGAUGUUCUGAUCGACAUCGAUGACAAGGAACCCCUCAUCGCCUCACAGGUAGGCUCUGUCACCUAUCAACCAAUCGAUUGA
Salvelinus namaycush (lake trout) is the source of this 956-nucleotide messenger RNA. RefSeq names its product dysferlin-like. Lineage: Eukaryota; Metazoa; Chordata; Actinopteri; Salmoniformes; Salmonidae. Gene Ontology annotation, cellular component: cytoplasmic vesicle; T-tubule. Gene Ontology annotation, biological process: macrophage activation involved in immune response; T-tubule organization; vesicle fusion. The record is from RefSeq and is a predicted model, not a curated record. The annotation marks the transcript as partial. The transcript is spliced from 9 exons. Gene Ontology annotation, molecular function: calcium ion binding; calcium-dependent phospholipid binding.